UGAAAAAACAAUGCGAGCUACUAAUCUCAAAACAGUAUAACAACACAAGAAGAAGUCCAGCUCCGCAUUAUCAGAGUCCUGAAUAUAAUGAUAAAACCUGUAAAAUGACUGAAACUUUGAAAUUCAUCAACUAAAACUCUCGUCCGUUUUCACUCAUCAGCUUUCGGAAGCUUGUUCUGCUCUCCGGCGUUCCGAGUGUGCGCUUUGAGGCGGUCGUCACGAAACGCAUCGGCACUCCUUACGACGUUCUCGUUCUUGACGAACGACAGGUGCCUCAUCUAGUCUCCCUCGCUCAUUUCGUCGUUUGUCGCUGUUUGGGUUACCAGAAAUUGACUUGUUUUCUGGUACCGAAAGAACACGUUGCGCCACAUUCUUACCCGCCAACGCUAUACCCACCAACAGCGCAUCUUGCUCCCAGCACCAUGGUGGUUAAAUCAUCGUCAUUUGAUACAAGAAGAGCAAGUAGUAGCACGUUUGCAGGAUUAGGAGGAACAUCGAGGAUAGGUGGAGGUGACAAAACCGAGAACAUUACUUACGCGAACAGCUCAGAGGACGACGGCGCGACGCUGACAAAAUCGCAGCACCAAAUCUGCGAGAAUAUGCUAGUGGUAUUACCGCAACUAGUCGAGGCAUUUGGCCCAGGCUUUAAGUUUGAUGUGUACUGGAACAACCUGUGCCGCGUUCUGCUCCGCGAUUCGGCCAGUAAUGCGUUCAAUCUGUACUUCGCCUACGAGCAGCUUACCGGUUAGAAAAAAAUACACUGGAUCCGCUUUUGAUAUCAAACAUGUUCAGACAUGCGUAGAGCCGAACUUUUUCUUCACCUUGCUAGAAGUAGAAGUAGUGUGAAAGUACAACUAUAGCACCAAUAAUGCAAAUGCAGCCACUUGUAAUGAUUAGUUACAUAGGAUUAGAACCAGACCACGGAGAAAGAAAACAUGCCUUCAUCAUGGCUUUUUAGUUCCCUGUACUUUAGGAGCAGGACGAUUCUAAACAUGGAACUUGACGCGCGUACAACUUCAACACUAGUCUCAUGCACAUCAGCAAUUUUGACUUCUAUACAUAUUUAAUAUCGUAAUGCUCGAUAACUCAUGGUGGCCCGGUGAAGACUGCUUUUGAAAAGUAAGCUUCACCCGUCUGUAGGGGCCCUCGUAAAGAAGUGCUAUUUCGAUAAGGUUAGCGAUAACUUGCGAGUAUAAAACUUAACGAUCAUCGGGGUCUCUACUCAUUCGAUUUUCUUGUGCACUCAUGUAAAGAAAAAAGGAUAUCUAGCGAUAGCUGACAUCAACAAGAGGAGGAGUUCGUACUCGGAAUCAUGCCGCUCCGGGUGGCCUCGAUGCGUGAUCUAGUACUUACUAAUGUUUUUUUCGUAGAAGAUUUGCAAUUUGUGAGAUUAUAGCUUUGCUCGAUGUGAUGUCGACCCCGAUAGUGCGCUCUCACGACGCUACCUUGUGCCUAAGAAAUAUCUGAGAUAUUGAUCUUGUUGAUGCAAGUCUGUGUGUUUGGAAAAAUUCAAAGGACUUGUGCGACCAUCUCGAUCACUGAUUAUUUAGCAACAUUUUUGAUGUUGUUAUUUCUAUUUUACUUCACGGUGCAGAUGCAGAACGAGAAGAAGAUGAACGCCUGUAAGAAUCAAGACUUGCAUGGACGCUGCAUGUUAUUCCUUCCAUGCCCCGAACGAUCGGGAAACGAGACCAUCUUCUAUUUUCCAGACAAGAUGCCACCUAUCAUAGUCGGCAUUUGAUUUCAUGCUGACAUGAUUGCAGCUUGUUUUUGCUCAGAUUUUGGUAAGAACUCGAAGAUUCACCGCACUAAGAUCUUCUUAGACUACACAUCAGUUCAUUAUCUGAUUUUUUUGUUACGAUGAAAUUUUUUGAAUAGCGAACUAACACUACACAAUUUACACAUCUUCGUUCAUGCUCAUGGCACUGACAGGAGCAGCAGCAGCUGCACAAAAUGGCUGCUCCAGUGUAAAACAGGCGGCUACGCUGGUGUUCAUAAUUAAUUAAUUUCUCCAAGAAACCAGUGGAUAUUACUUACAGGUCGGUUGAAGAUCUUGCACUUGCUGAGGCACAACAAGAAGAAUUCCCCUAGUCUGAGAAUUCUCCUGACAAGAUGUGUUAUCUCCCGCUUAUCAGUCUAGAGGCUAACAAAGCGGUUUGAUCAAUAUUUCAUUUUCCAUGCAAUUGCUAAGUAAUUGCGAAAUCUUUGAAAUUUGUUUGACGAAAUCUAUGAAAUUUUUAUAAAUAUGAUAAAAUUUGUAUUUGGCUCCACCUUGGGAGAUCGUCCCGCAUAAUCAGCGGUUCUCGUACGUGUCACCGAGCUACAAAUAAUGGUUCCGGCCAGGCAGAAUCGACGACCUGUUCUUGUCUGGACUAUCGUGGC
Amoebophrya sp. A25 is the source of this 2382-nucleotide messenger RNA. Lineage: Eukaryota; Dinophyceae; Syndiniales; Amoebophryaceae. The record is from the annotation of a GenBank genome assembly.